AGCCGUCUCACGUGAUACGGGUCUCUACAGAGAAACUAUUAAUCGUCCCGGCAGCCUUUGCGCCUCCUUUUUUUUUAGCCAUCGGCGCAAGAUGUCUAAGCGAGGACGUGGUGGUUCUUCUGGUGCAAAAUUCCGUAUCUCGCUAGGUCUCCCUGUGGGAGCUGUCAUCAACUGUGCAGAUAAUACCGGGGCCAAAAAUCUGUACAUCAUCUCCGUGAAAGGGAUUAAGGGGCGCCUGAACAGACUACCAGCUGCUGGCGUGGGAGACAUGGUAAUGGCUACUGUCAAGAAAGGCAAGCCAGAGCUGAGGAAGAAGGUGCAUCCAGCAGUAGUAAUUCGUCAGAGGAAAUCAUACAGAAGAAAAGAUGGUGUGUUCUUAUACUUUGAAGACAAUGCAGGGGUGAUAGUUAAUAACAAAGGAGAAAUGAAAGGUUCUGCUAUCACAGGCCCCGUAGCCAAGGAAUGUGCAGAUCUGUGGCCCAGGAUCGCCUCCAACGCUGGCAGCAUUGCAUAGGCCUAUCUUGUGCUGUUCGUAAAAAUCUAAUAAAAGUGGUUGUACCAAA
This is a messenger RNA of Elgaria multicarinata webbii, 563 nucleotides long. It is a transcript of the gene RPL23, whose product is annotated as ribosomal protein L23. Gene Ontology annotation, molecular function: large ribosomal subunit rRNA binding; structural constituent of ribosome. Bases 92 to 514 code for a protein of 140 amino acids. The record is from RefSeq and is a predicted model, not a curated record. The transcript is spliced from 5 exons. Lineage: Eukaryota; Metazoa; Chordata; Lepidosauria; Squamata; Anguidae. Gene Ontology annotation, biological process: translation. Gene Ontology annotation, cellular component: cytosolic large ribosomal subunit; ribosome.